AUGACUCUCAAAGUUCUACAAGCCACUGAAGCAGAUGCCCCUAGGGCUGCCGCAAUUGAGACGAUGGCUUAUGGCCCAAAUCCCCUCGACUCAGUUCUAUUCCCUGGGCCACGAACCUCUGGUCCUAGCACCAGAGCCUCGGAUCUUGUUGACAUACUCCAAAAUAGUCCUGCCUGUCGAUGGGCAAAGGUUGUUGACACCAAUAUUGGUGAAAAUGAAGACGAGAUGGUAGCCUUUGCCAUGUGGUAUAUCUGGGAGACUCCUCCGACAGACGCACAGCACUCCUUCUCUUCUGACCGGGGACCGAGUUCUAACCCAGAAGUAUGCAAACUCUUCUUCGGUGGCAUGAACAAGAUGCGAGUGGAUUAUAUGAAAGAAACCCCAUAUGUGUAUCUUAAACUCUUACAUACAGAUCCGAAGCACCAAAGGCGUGGAGCAGCAUCGCUUUUACUUGAGUCGGGGCUUAAAGAAGCUGAUCGUCUCAAUAUCCCAUCUUGUUUAGAAUCUUCCGUUGAAGGACGAAAGCUCUACGAGAAGUUCGGGUUAAGGGAAGUCGACCGAAACACAAAUGACUUUUCGCGCUGGGGCGGUCCGGCGGAUAUUACCAUUCCCUUGAUGGUUCGCCCUGCGGGGUGGAAGCGUGCUGAAUAG
Molecule: messenger RNA, 651 nt
Organism: Fusarium sp. VM40
Lineage: Eukaryota; Fungi; Ascomycota; Sordariomycetes; Hypocreales; Nectriaceae
Source: the annotation of a GenBank genome assembly